Molecule: messenger RNA, 4720 nt
Organism: Dimorphilus gyrociliatus
Lineage: Eukaryota; Metazoa; Annelida; Polychaeta; Dinophilidae
Source: the annotation of a GenBank genome assembly
GGUAAGCGGCGACAUCUAACAGCUAAAAAGUUGUCAGUGAUGAAAAUUUUUUAUUCUUUUUUUUAAAUGAAGUUGUAGAAUGGAGGAUUCAUAUUUUAUAAACCUCCGUUACUACUAAACACGAUUAAUGUCCAAGAGAAGUUAAUUAAAUCUAGCUCGGUCGUUCGACCUACUCAGAGCUUACAGUAGAAAGAUAUUGCAAUGGCAGCAAGAGACCGAAAGACUUCACCAUCUCCGACAACUCUUAGUCUCACUGAUUCUAUGAGCGAAAACGAGGAUUGGGACGUAUCGGAAUGGAGAAAAAAAUUUUACGAAUUUCGAGACAGUAUGCAAUGUAGAUUGCAAUAUAUUAGAGGAAAUAUUCGAUCACAAAUGGAGCAGUUGGCAAAAGAGAAGGAAGAAGCUGAGGAGAAUUGUCGGAGAUACAAAGGACAAGUUGAGAGACUGCAAGAACAAAUGGAACAAUUGCCUUUAGCGGAUAAUAGACAAAUAGCAAAUGGUGGUAACAGAUAUGAUAUGAUAGAAGAACUCCAGUUAGAAGUAAGACAGCAGAGAGAAGAAGUCGCAAAGUUCAAAAGAAACACCAAUAUGACUAUUGUUGAACAACAACAUUUAAUUGAACAAUUACGAAGGGAAAAUGAAGUAUUACAGCAAUUUAAAAGUACAACAGCUCUACUAGAAGAAAAGGUUCGAGAAUUAGAGGCUGAAAACGAACGUCAGAAAAAUGAUUUAGACGAACAACGUUUUGCAAUGCAACAAAUGCCUGAUCUUUUGUCAAGACGUAUUGAAGAGGCACGUAGAAGUUUAACGAAUUCGUUGGUAUCGAGGGAAUUUUCUCCACCGCCUAUUCCACCUCAUUCUUCAUUAUCCGGUUCUCAAGUCGAUAACGAAAUAACAACAACACCUGACUGUUUGGACGAGGAAGAUCCCGAUUAUCAAGAAAUCGAACGAGACCAUCAGGCAAUCUACGCCCCUAGACAAGUACCACCUGCUGUUGAAAUGAAACGUAAGAAGUUCCAUGCUUCUCAUGGUCUUAGUAGUGAAACUUCUAUGGCAUCGAGAAGUUCCGAAUUGCUAGUCACGGCAGCUGCAACAUCAGUUAGAAACAGUCACAGGCGUUCUAGAUCACCAGCAAUUACGGGAUCAAGUCGAGAAAAAUCUAAAUCCCCAGCGCCAUCAGUAGAAAAUGAACCAGAUUAUGCUCAUGCUGCCUUUAUAAGAGAUGCUUGCGCGACUCUCCCCCGUCAGAAGCGUCAAUCAAGACCGUCACAACUUGAUAUUGCCUUUAAAGGAACGCGUGAAUGGCGAGGAACAAGCGCCAAUAGAAGACUCUCCAAACCCCCCACACCACCUCUUAGGAAAGUUGCUUCCUGGGAAGAAGCUUUGUAUUCGCUAGCCGAAUGCAAUGGAUUAAAAUGUGAAACAUCAUCUGAUAGAGCAUCAAAUUUAAAUCUAAUACAACCUGCACAAACUGUUGUCGAAGACGAAAGCUUACAUUCUGCUAUAUCCGGCGUUGACCGACGGACUACAGUACCGGUUUUUUCUGUUCUAAAGGGGAGAGCUACUAGAAUUCACAAUAUCUCUGUACCUCAUCCUAAUUGUGAUUCCUCUGAUGAGGAGGAUAGUAAUCCAUUAACACUACAAACAGUUGCAUCUCCAGCUGCACAAAAGUCAACAUCGUUCGUUUAUCGGGCUGAUCGAACGAGUAGUACGUCUUUAUCAAAGAAAAGAGUGGUAUCUAGCAAUCCUUCUUCUGGUGGUGCAUCAGACGUUGAUUAUGCUCAAGUAGCUGUGGAAGUGAGUAGUUGCAGUGAUAGUGAGGAGCCCGAUGAGAAAGUUCAAAGAUGCGAAUCUCCAACGUUUGACACCAGGUCCCUUCAACGUUCUGCAUGUUUAUUGAAACUAGGAUCAAAGUUAAAGUGGAAAAAGGUAUAUUGCUGCGUUAAAUGCUUCGUCCUAAUUUGCUGCAAAAAUGAGGCCGACAUAGUCCGUCCGAAAAAUAAAGAUUGCCUUACACUGGAUGCUAAUACUCGAGUUCGUUGGGUCACUGGAGCAAGUACUUUUCAUGUUUCAAAUGCAAAAUGUGCUUGGACCCUUGCAUGUGAUUCAAAUAAAGAUUGUAGACGAUGGGUGAAAGUUAUACAAAAUAUUGUACGGAAAAAAACAUCCGAUAAUGUCCUGCAACAUAAUCAUAGAAGUUGCCAAGGUCGUUUGAUUCGAGCUGCCAGGGGACGUCGAAGAACCGUUUGGGCCUUACUUGCCGGACAUUAUUUAUUAUUUUAUCGUGAUAGCACUGACAAAUUACCCCUCAAGACAAUAAAUGUAGAUCAAGCUAGAAUUGAAGAUGUAGACGAAAGCAUCGAAUCGGACUGCGGAGCAACUACAGAUUCUAGUGGUUCAGGGGAUGGUUAUAAAUCUCUUAGCGUUUGGCCGGCUGGAUCCCGUGUGCCUACCUAUUUGCUAUUUGUUUCUGAAGUUGAGAAGGAUGCUUGGAGGUCAGCUUUAAGUGUGGCCGCUGGCGGAGGGGAAGGAACAGAAUUUGAGAAACUAAUAAACGAUUUGCAAGCUGCUCAAUGGGCUAGCGACUGUUCGGCUUGGAAAAGAUGUAUACUAGUCCGAUCAGAUGUAAGCCUAAGUGAACCUCUAACAUCGAUUCCUGAUCAAGUCACAAGAAAUAUGGCUAUUGAAAUGUAUAAGUAUUUAAUACAUUUUAUUCACAAGCCCUUUGGUGCUGAUCAAAACUUGGACUUCCACGUUGAAAAAAUACAAACUAUUAUUCAAAUGUGUCUGGAUGUACCUCAACUGCAAGACGAACUUUUUUGUCAAUUAAUUAAGUUAACAACUCAUGAAAAUCGAUUGGAAAAAGCAACUGGAGUUCCAAAUUUGUUUUGUUGUGGAUCCUCUCGAAGUGUACUCAAACAAACAAAUUCUAUUUUAGAUCUGGCGUCACCUCAAACGCCACCGGAUACUCUCGAAAGAAGCUGGCAAUUACUUGCCUUUACUCUAUCAUUUUUCUUGCCCCGAAGGCAUAUACUCAUGCAAUACCUCAAAGUUCACUUACAAAAGCACUGUCGUCCUCCCUCACACGUCUUACUCUCAACACACAAGUUUUCCGCAUUCAGUCUUUCUGCUUUAAGUAGAGCCCAGGAGAAAGGUGGGCGACUUUGCCGACCCUCUUACGUGGAAGUGAUGUCAUUCUCUCGUCACAAACCUUUUGAACAUUCAAUGCCUCAUAGUAUUGCCGUGAGCAUUAUGGACGGUCAGCAUAAAGUUGUCAGUUUCGAUGGUUCUACCACUGUCGCUGAAUUUUCUGCGUCAUUAAAUGUUGCUUUGAAAUUACCGCCUUCCGAGCAAACUGGUUUUGCAUUAUUCGCAGAUUUUAGUGUCAAUGAUGUUGAGUACUGUCCUAGCUUACAAUCAAAGCUUUGCGAUGUUCUUUCACAGUGGGAACAAGCGUAUGGAGCUAGGGCAGGUAUGAAAUUCAUAAGAGGGCAAACGGCUAGAUUAGUUUUCAAGAACAGAUUGUAUUGGUCGAAACGAGACAAAUUUCAAACAGAACAAGAACGCUACUUGUUAGCCUACCAGGCUAAUGAUGAUGUAAGGAAUGGAAGAUUUCCGAUAAGUCGUGAAAUGGCCUUAUCAUUAGCUGCCCUAAUGGCCCAGAUAACACUGGGGCCCUAUUCAAAUGAAUCUACCGAGUCCAUUCCCGACGUUAUGAAGAAAUUCUUUCCUAGCAAAUACAGAAAAGUACCAGAAGAAGAACUUCGCCGAUUAGAACAAGCUGUUGUUUGGAAAUGGAUGAAACAGGGAAAGCAAAGUCAAUCAGAAUAUGUAACAGCUUAUUUGAAUGUUUUAAGACGUUGGAAGUAUUUCGGAGCUAAACUAUUUCCCGCAGUGGUACAUUAUAUAACUUUCUUGAUUAUUUAUUGCUACAGAGAUAAAUUUGUUUAUAUACAUUUCAGAGAAAAGACGUGGUAAGUCCUUCUCCUGUUCCAGUUUGUUUAGCAGUAUUUGAUAGAGGAAUUGCCUUACUUCAUCCCGAGACACUUGAUGAAGUAGACAGUUUUGAAUAUCAGCAAAUCGUAACUUUCGGAGGGUGUGAUGAUGAUUGCCUAUUAAUUGUUCUGAAUGCUGCUAAUGUUUCCCAGAUAUUAGUACUCAUGGAUAAAGUUAAAAUGUUCGAAGCCGUAAAGCUAAUGGCAAGCUAUAUAAAUGCUGCAGAGGAGUCUGGUGACUAGUUAUCUGAGGCGUAACUACGAAUACAGUAUUGAGUCUUCGAUAUGUAAAUGCCUUUGUUCAUUAGAUUGUGUUGAAGCGUUAUCAUUUAAUUUGUGUUCAUUCUGCAGUUGCGUUUUAUUUAAGUUGUCCAAAGAAUAUCGUUAAAUCAUGCAGAUAUUGAGAAUUUUAAAUCAUAUCUUAAUGUCACUAUUUUAAUACUUCAGUUUUUAUGCAGUGCAAAACUGCUCACUCAAUAAUGUGAGAUCUUUCCUACAGUAAGCUAAUCAGGUUUUGUUAAUGUUAAGGAUAUCUGCUCAGAAUGAACAUAUUUAACUUUUCAUUGGUGCAUAUAUAUGCAGUUUAUAUGUACAAAUAUGUAUGCUGUAUAUGUAUAUGUAUAACCUAUCGUUAAGUUGCCCGUUUAUCUUAAAUAAAUUAUGAAUAUUGCACUUAAUAAAAAAAUAAGUAAAAUCACGCAUUUUCGUUAUCAUUAAGUCAAGCA